UGCACAACAUCCACGCACGUGACCUUUUUAGUGCAGCAGCUCGAGCCGCGCCGCCUGGAAGGACAUUGUGGACUAGAGACUUUUUACCCGUUUCUUCACUCUUUCAUCAUACUGUAAAUGGGUUUGACAUCACGACAGUCGGUAAAUUCUUCGAGGCUCUUGAAUCGAAGCGUCGGCGGUGAAUGGAUUAUUUUGUUGAAGUAUCACGCAGAGGCCUCGCAACAACCCACAGUCGGCAGCCAUUGCCGGACCAUCGAAGCCGGAGAAGACCGUAACCUGUUGCUGCCAUGGCGGUUUAUAGUUCACAGGUGCUCCUUGCUGUUACCAGAUCGAGAGGCUCCUAUAUAAGGCACAGCUGCACCUCUUUCCCAUCUAAAGCCUACCUUCACAUCGACCCACCCAGCCCUGCAUCACCAUGUCCACUCAGACGCCUCUGUUCAACUUACCCCCGCUGCUCCCGCACCCUCGCCCCCCAUCGCACUCCCACCUCUGCGCUGCUGGCCCGCUCGCUGCACAGCUCCACAGUAUGGUUCAAUGACGCCAAGCAGGAACAGGGGAGCACCAAGGCCUCCGCUGCCCCAGCACAGGUAGCCUCUACAGGGGCUGUGAAGGACUCUGUCACUCCCCCACCUCCACCACAACAACCGCCAAACCCCACUCCAGCUGCCACGGCAACAACAACAACAACAACAACAUCAUCAGCGGCGCCGGCUGUCUCUCCAGUGCAGGAAAAGGCUUUGAGAAAAACUCUAUACCAGAGAGUUGUGGACGAGCUGAAGCACUACUACAACGGCUUCCGGUUGCUGGGCAUCGACACCACGAUAGCGGGCCGGAUGGUGUGGAGGCUCCUGCAUGGACAGCUGCUCACACGCAGGGAGAGGAGAAGGCUACUGAGGACCUGUGCAGACCUGUUCCGUCUUGUCCCCUUCAUGGUCUUCAUCAUCGUUCCUUUCAUGGAGUUCCUACUGCCCGUCUUCCUCAAGCUCUUCCCAGAGAUGCUGCCAUCCACCUUCGAAACGGAGUCCAAAAAGGAAGAGAAACAGAAGAAGGGCCUUGCUGCUAAGCUGGAGCUGGCCAAGUUCCUCCAGGAAACCAUUGCUGAGAUGGCUCGCAGAAAUAAGGCCAAGGCUCUGACAGAUGACGAGACGCAGCGCUUCUCCACUUACGUGCAAAAGGUGAGGCACACCGGAGAGCAGCCGACCACCAAGGACAUUGUGAAGUUCUCCAAGCUGUUUGAGGAUGAGCUGACCCUGGAGCAUCUUGAGCGCCCCCAGCUGGUCGCACUGUGCAAGCUGCUGGAGCUGCAGCCCAUCGGCACCAAUAACCUGCUGCGCUUCCAGCUGAUGAUGCAGCUGCGCAACAUCAAGGCAGACGACGAGAUGAUUGCGACAGAGGGCGUACCCGCUAUGAGUGUGUCAGAGCUGCAGGCAGCGUGUCGUAGUCGGGGUAUGAGGUCCCUGGGUCUGACCACUGACCAGCUUCGUCAGCAGAUGCAACAGUGGAUCGACCUGCACCUGAAGGAAAAUGUACCUCCAUCCCUACUCCUGCUCUCCCGGGCCAUGUACCUGACAGACCUCAAACCCAAAGCCCCCGUUAUCCCCCCAGUCCCCAAACUAGAGAAAGUCACUCCUCCUCCAGUAGAGAAUUCGGAGAAAACAACCUCAGCCAAAACUGACCUGCUGACUGAUCCUGCGCUGGUCAUCAAAGACAGACCGGUGGAGGAGUUGAGCGACAAAGCUCCUUCCUUGGUGUCAAGCAAACCGUUAACUCCUGCUGAGGUGCUCCAGGCAAAAGCAGCCACAGAAUUAUCCCAGAAGAGCAAGAUGACUGCUAAUGGUGUUUAAAGACGCCCACCAGGACUUGGAUCAGACCGGGAUGUGGUGAUCGACCAUCAUGCCUACAGGGAUCUUCAACACAAAGCCUUCAGCCAUUAGAUGUCUCACCCCCCCCCCUUUCCUCCAUGCCUUAACUCUUAUGCAGACAACCUCAGUGGAACACACUCUUCUCCAGUUUUAAUGUUUUGUUCUUCAGAGUUUCUCUCUGUCAUUGGCAUUUUUUAACGAUGCCAGGGACUCUCCACUGAUCCCCAGCUCUGGUUUACCAGACGGUCACCCUGGGAGGGUUAGGCACACACACCUUACUUGCCCAUCAGUAGCAGAUUGCUUUGACUUUAUGCAGUAUAACGUUUUUGCAUUCUGUUCAAUUGAACAAUGCAUUGACCCAACUCUGAUUUAUUUGACCUAGGAGGAGAGGACUAGAGCGUGAUGGUUUCAGUCUUGCUGGAUGUGGUCUUGAUAAGCCCAGCCUCUCCUUGUAUAUUUGUAAAUACCCUGUAUAUUGUUCUUGGUCCGAAAAUGCAGCAGCUGCUCUGUACAGUGUGCUAUCCAGCUAUCUAAAAUGUUCUUAAGUAAAGGUUUCAUGAACUUCAAAGGUUAAAAGGUAAAUUAUUUUUACCCUUUCAGCCCAGAAUCACAUAGUCAACUGGUAUGGUAAUGGGAGAUUCCUUCCCCGAAUAGGCUACUUUGAACUUUUAAGUUCAAUAGCGAUCUGUGGCUGUCCUUCCCUUUAUAGUUUGAAUGUGGUAAAUUGUGAAUGAAGCAAAGUCCCAAUAUUGAAUAAGCUAUUUCAAAUUUUGAGAAUCUACUAUAAAUUGAUCACAAAUCACCACUUGCCAGUUGAUGACUUUUCGGUUUGGAUGGCCCAGGGACAAAUAAAGUUGGAUUAUUUAUUUGGUGUUGGCUGGCUAAAAUUAAUAUUGGAAGCAUACUGUAUGUCUAUACAUAUUGUUGAGAAAGCUCACUCCACAACUCUUGUCAUGUACAGAUGUGUCAUGUAACCAGUUGAACUGACACGCUGUAAAAUUUGGCGAUUGUACUGGAAUAUACGUUGUUAUAUUGUGUUUUAAUGCUACGAUCCUUCCACUUUAAUUUUGGGUUUUAUUUGAAGAUACUUGUCAAGCAAUGACUGCAAUUAAAUUCAAGACACUCAUUGUAACAAAUUGUAUUGAGGAUAAGGAUUUGUUUAUUUUUGGAGCAAUUUAACUAGAAAUGCGUUUUUAUUUGUAAUAUAAAUACUGAAAGCAGAAUAUGACAUCCCUAUUAAUCUCCACUCAUCACCAUUAAUUACUUUUGCAUAUUCAAAUGAACCAGAAGAACAUUUGCAUUCGUUAUUACAUAACCAUGUAUGCGUGUGGUUUCCCAUGUGUGUGGUAUGAUCUUUAGCGUUUUGAUUUGGUCAGAUUCCUUUAAUCCAGAAAACAUUUAUUUACCGCUCUGAAAAUAGUCUGUUGGAUCCUGGGGCAAAUUGAAAUGGUUUCCUCGCCGUUUUUUCUCAUAUCGCUAACCGUUAAACUAGCGUUCACGCUAACAUUUUACAUUCAAAAGGGCCAAUGGGGGGCAAUAUUUUAACCAGGCUAAAUUGGAGCCCCAUUCCCCGACCCUGUUUAACUUUGCACUGCUUUGAAUUACUUUUAAAACCAAGGCCCAAGGUGCCUUGCUGCUACGUCACACUGACAUUUUCUCUUCUUACUCACUCCACCAAAUAUAUUUAUGCAAAUAGGAUUUCAUUUAAUGACAGCCAACGAUUGUUGGACAGUGAUCCUCUACUACUCGAACGACAGGUUGCCAAAUUGACCACAACUCCACUUAAUCCCUGAUCUGAGCAGCCUCUGUUCUAGUUAUCAAAAACUGCCAGAUUAUCAAGAGAAAGGGCCUUUCUUUAUAUCAAUAUUUUUUUAAUCACUUGCCCCUCAUAAAUGUAUAAGGCUAUUGUUGAAAAUCCUGGAUUUCUUCUUCAAUCAAUUAUUACGUUAUUUACCACUCUAGGUUCAAACUAUUUGCCACCCCCAUAAUUUAAAUAAAUUCAGAUUAGGAGAAAAAUCAAUUGGUUCUUAUAUAUUUUAGGCCAUGCCGGUGUUGCUCCGAGCCUCGUUGCCCGACAUGUCUGCUUCUGGGAGCCGGCGGUCCUCUCCUCCACGGAUUCUUAAUUCCACCACUCCAUGACAUGGCUGCUCCGUUUCGCUGUUCCUGUGCGGACCCUUAAAAUGCUGUUCAUUAUCUUACCUUGUCAAUGGCUGUUUUGAGUGAUGGAAGAGCAAAAGUAACGUGAUUAAAAUCAUGAUGAAAACAUG
Molecule: messenger RNA, 4129 nt
Organism: Gadus macrocephalus (Pacific cod)
Lineage: Eukaryota; Metazoa; Chordata; Actinopteri; Gadiformes; Gadidae
Gene: letm2
Product: leucine zipper-EF-hand containing transmembrane protein 2
Exons: 11
Coding region: 288-1844 (518 amino acids)
Biological process (GO): intracellular monoatomic cation homeostasis
Cellular component (GO): mitochondrial inner membrane
Molecular function (GO): ribosome binding
Source: RefSeq, a predicted model, not a curated record